UUAUGGGGUCACGGCAUUAGAAAGGUUGAGAACCACUGUUCUAGAAACAUUCUCGAUAACUUACAUGUUUAUUUCUAUGAAAGAUACCUGCAGAUUGUAGCUAUUAAUAUAAAUAUGCUAUCUGACUAAUCAAGUUAUUGUUGGAUGGGAUCUCACUGAGAAACAAAAAGAGAUACUGGCAUAUAGUAUCUCUAGAAACUGAAAGUGAAAUCAGAAAAUCAAGGCAGAUCUCACUUUUCUGAUUUCACUCUCAGUGCCCUGCAUGCCAGUAUCUCUUUUUGUUUCUCACUGAGAUCCCAUCCAACAGUAACUUGUUUGUCUUCCUUCGUCUUCAAAUACAGAUGUUUUUUGCUUUUGCAUUUGAUCGUUCCAAAGAAUUGGGAAAUUUAGAUAUUAUAGUUACAAACCCCAACAUUGUUUAAAUAAAAAAACAAACCCAUAUGUUUAUACAAUCAAAAUUUCUUUUCAGUUCCUUCAGUUGUGGAUAAAACAGACAGGUGAUUAAUCUGUGAAGGGAUGUUUAUAAUACAUUCCUCACCUUUUCCAGAGCUAAACCAUGGUGGGGAAGAGAGAACAGACUUGCUAAAACAUUUAAUAAUUCAUUUCACUUAAGUGUUUACAGCCUUUUUGCAAAAGUGCAGCAUUGAGAUGACUCCAAUGCUUUUCAGUAAAGUAUCGAAGUCCAGGUUCUCAUUUCAAAAGGAAAACAGAAAGACAAAUGGAUAGUACUUAUUAAGCAGCCGUCACUGAAACCAAAAUUUUACUCGGGAAAGUCUGCAAGAGCAAGUUUUUUUAAAAUAUAUAUUCCUAAAGAAAUUUGGAAGAAAACUACCAGCUCUCUCAUGGUCAUUUUUCUAAUGUAAAAUAUGAAAGCUGUGGGAAAGACAGUUCAAAAUCAGUUGAUGUUCCAAGGUACCAGCAGCCAUAGGAUGCCAACUUUUAAUUUCUAUCAGUCACAUGGAAACUAAUGUUAAACAACAACAUGAAUACUCUGGAUACUGAGAAGAUAUUCCGCUACUGCAUCUUCCUGGAAUCUCCUGUUGAGACAGCUGACUUAAAACAUUGCAAGCAUCUCCUGAUUUCAUCAAAAUAUAGCCACAAAAUCAGAAUUAUUUCUGGAUUUUAUGAAUUUUUCACACACUUUGGCAUGGGUGGAGAUAUACAGUGGUGAUCUCGAGAAAAAAACAAGCAUUCCCAAGAUUCAGGCAGCUGUGCAAUACAUAUUUAUCUGGAAAUAAACCCAGCUCAAAAAAACCUUGACUUUUCCCUUAAAUAAAUAUAAUUAGAGCCUAAGAAGCAGUCAACAAGAUGAAAGAAAUCCAGAUGUGCUUGUGUGUCACCUUUCUAUUUGCAUUUGGAAUAGUUUAUGAACUGUCUCAAGAACCAGUUUGCUUCUUUUUCUGCAAUCCAAUUUCCAAACAUUUCCUGAGGCCCAAAGAUGUCAUGACCCAGGGCAGAAGUAUCAUCUUCCUGGAAACAACGGAUCAUCUGCAAUCUUCCCCACUUGUUUUAUGUUCUGUGGAAUCUGCUGCCAGAGUUUAUCCAGACAGGCCCAUCAUUUUCUUUAUGAAAGGACUGGACAACAACACAUUGCCAGAUAUAAAAUCUUCUUACCCCUCACUUUACUUCUUAUCAACUAUGAAGAAUGUUUUCCUUUUCCCUCUUCAGGAGGACAUUUUAUUCCAGGACACGCCUCUAUUGUCAUGGUAUCUUCAGGUCAAUACAACAAAGGAGAAAUAUUGGACCUAUAUUAUUUCUGAUGCAAUCAGACUCGCAGUAAUGUGGAAAUAUGGAGGAAUUUAUAUGGACACUGAUGUUAUUUCCAUCAAACCUAUCCCAGCAGUUAAUUUUUUGGCAGCUCAGUCUUCCCAGUUCUCCAGCAAUGGGGUCUUUGGUUUUCAGCAUCAUCAUUGGUUCAUCUGGGAUUGCAUGAAUGAUUUUGUUCAUAAUUACAAUGGAGACAUCUGGGGAAAUCAGGGACCUUACUUAUUUACAAGAAUACUAAAGAAGCAAUGCAAUCUUAGAAAUUUUGAGAAUGUGGAAGACCACAUAUGCUACAAUAUUUCCUUUUUGCACCCUCAACGUUUCUAUCCCAUUCCUUUUAAAACAUGGGAAAAGUACUAUGAAGUAUGGAUCACAAAGCCAGAGUUCAAUCAUUCCUAUGCUUUGCACUUAUGGAACUUCAUGAACCAGAAAAAGAAAAAGAAUAUGACCAUUGGAAGCCACACACUUGUGGAAAACUUGUUCAGAACAUAUUGUCCGAGUACAUAUAGAUUCGAGCUACACAAGACACAGUUGCCCCAAAAUAAAACUAAUUAAGGUUGUAAUCCGGUUGCUUUUGUAAUAGUUCUCCAAGAACCUUGGGAAUCCCUUCCUUUCUUUUUAUUCCAGUCUCUGAUGCUGAAUAUUUGAAAGGCCAGGAAAUCAAGACCUCCAAAAACCAUAAGAAAGCAAGAAUAGUAUAUGCACAGUGCUGGAAAAAUGAGAAUAUACCAUCAGGGGAAGAAGUGAUAAGAAAAAUCCUGGAUUGUGCUGAGAUGGACAAAUUAACAAAAGAGAUAAAAGAAAAGGAAGACACA
Molecule: messenger RNA, 2579 nt
Organism: Crotalus tigris (Tiger rattlesnake)
Lineage: Eukaryota; Metazoa; Chordata; Lepidosauria; Squamata; Viperidae
Gene: A4GNT
Product: alpha-1,4-N-acetylglucosaminyltransferase
Exons: 4
Coding region: 1309-2319 (336 amino acids)
Biological process (GO): protein O-linked glycosylation
Molecular function (GO): acetylglucosaminyltransferase activity
Source: RefSeq, a predicted model, not a curated record